Messenger RNA from Leptidea sinapis, 4589 nucleotides. RefSeq names its product nuclear pore complex protein Nup154 (gene Nup154). Bases 189 to 4244 code for a protein of 1351 amino acids. Gene Ontology annotation, biological process: RNA export from nucleus; protein import into nucleus; transcription-dependent tethering of RNA polymerase II gene DNA at nuclear periphery. Gene Ontology annotation, molecular function: structural constituent of nuclear pore. The transcript has 25 exons. The record is from RefSeq and is a predicted model, not a curated record. Lineage: Eukaryota; Metazoa; Arthropoda; Insecta; Lepidoptera; Pieridae. Gene Ontology annotation, cellular component: nuclear pore; nuclear pore inner ring.
UGGUUGCCUGCACUGGAUUUUAAAUCAAAACGGCACAGCCUUGCAAAUGCAAAAUAAAGUAUAAAUUUUAGGUUCUUAGUAAAAGUGAAAACUAUAUAUUUAUUUUCAUUAAACUGAAAUACAAUCACGAGAAGAUUCAAAGAAAGUUUUAUCAAGCUACGUAAUGCUUAAGUAUUUUGAAAAAUACGAUGCCAAGUCUAAAUAAUAGUAACGUUGGACCUAGACAGCCAGAAAAUAGUAAAAUGCAACUCGAAUCUUUAGAACUUGCUGGUUGCACUUUAGACCGGUAUAUUACUUGUGAUAAUUCCCGCCCUUCGUUUCUGGAGAUAACUGGUAUUGCUGCACAAGGUACCCCAACAUGCAGUGGCUUAAAUGCUGGUGAUUACAGGAAUCUCGCAGCAUUAUUGAAUCAUGCUAACUUAUCACAGCUAAAGAUUGUAAAUAAAGUGUCCCUUCCGCCUGAAAUAAUGGAGCACUUUGCCCAUAUGCAAUGCCACUGCCUUAUGGGGGUGUUUCCAGAAAUCAGUCGAGUUUGGCUUGCAAUAGACAGCAACAUAUAUGUCUGGGCAUUUGAGCAUGGCAGUGAUGUGGCUUAUUUUGAUGGCUUAGGAGAAACCAUUGUUAGUGUAGGCCUUGUAAAACCAAAGCCAGGAGUCUUUCAGAGUUUCGUUAAAUAUUUGCUAGUACUAACGACCACAGUUGAAAUUGUUGUUUUAGGGGUAACAUUUUCCAGUAGCAAACAGGAUGGUUCAACAGAAUUGGAAGAGAUACAUUUGGUGCCAGAGCCUGUGUUUGUAUUACCCACCGACGGUGUGUCAAUGUUAUGUGUCAAAUCCACAUCCAAGGGUAGAAUGUUUUUGGGUGGAAAGGAUGGAUGCCUUUAUGAAAUCACUUAUCAGGCACAGUUAGGGUGGUUUGGUAAGCACUGUAAAAAGAUAAAUCAUUCAACCAGUGCCCUCUCGUUCUUAGUGCCUUCAUUCUUGAAUGCUGCUCUGUACGAUGAGGAUCCGAUUGUGAAAAUUGAAGUGGAUAACUCCCGUCAUAUAAUCUACACGCUAAGUGAAAAGGGAUGUAUAGAAGUAUUUGAUAUGGGUUAUGAUGGUGAAAGUAUGUGUAGAGUAACGAGGCUGAGUCAGAGCAAAAUUGUGUCGGCAGCCACAGAAGUAGUAAAGACAGUUGAGGCGAGUAAUUUUAAGCCCGUAAUAGCAAUAUCAGCUGUGGAGGAAUCCGAGUCGGAGCAUUUGAAUCUAGUUGCUAUCACACAGGCUGGAGCAAGAUUGUACUUCACUACUGGAAUUUCUGAUCCCAGUCAAGGAAGACCCAAUAGUAGACCACUAGAUCUAAUACUGCUUCAUGUAAGACUACCACCUGGAUUUACACCAAAUGCUUCAGUGUUGAAACCCAAACAAGUACACAAUGCUGUGUAUGAUAAUGGAACAUUAGUAAUGGUUUGCUCAACUGGUGGCGGUGAAGCUGAAACACUGUGGUGUUUGUCGCGGGCGUUAGGUGGCGCUGCAUUUAGCGAAGCACAUUCCCUUCUGCCCCUUGAUGGUCCUGUUUGGGCUCUGACGUCAAUACCCACCGUCCAAGAUGCAUUAUUAUCUCCCGCACUGCUUGCCAAGAAAGAUCUGUGGUCUGGGUCCCGUUGGGCUGUCGUGAGUGCAUGGGGUGCAGCGUUGAUAGCCGCGGGUUCGCCUCCAGACUUACUCCGAACUUUAUUGAGAGACUAUCGCGGACCCGACGCACAGCCCGUUAAAGAUUUUUUUCAGCUUCAAGGGUACGACCUGGCCUGCGCAUGCGCAUUGUAUCUUGCCUGCGAGGACACGUCCAGUGGUGACAUGUCCAUAAGUGAAUGGGCUUCAAGAGCCUUUCUUAUUUACGGCAGCCACGUAGCACCCUCCUUGCAGAUGACCCAACAGUCUUCACAUCUACCUUCUAUGAGUUCACCAAAGUUUUCACCGAGGCAGGUAUCAACACCGAUGACGAUACGGGGACAAGAACAAAUCAGGACAAAUCAAUCAUACCAACAAACACAGAUGAAUCAAUCAAUGGGCAUCGGAAACCAGUCCAUGUUGCCAUCAUCUCCUUACCAACAAAACUUGAGGAGUCCUACAGGAUUCAACCAGUCUUCGUUGACUGGGAAUGUCACCCAACAAGCCAGAGAUUACCAGUUGCAAGUGGAGUAUAGUGCCAAACACAAUGCCCUGUAUAUAUACAUUGGAAGGGUCCUAGCACCUAUAUGGAAUUUGAAAUGUGUUACGAAAUCACUCACUCCAGAUAAAACGGAGUUUAUGUUGAGCAACGUGACGGGCGAAGACUGUGCGUUCGUGGCUCGCAAGCUGCAGCGAGCGGCGUCCUUCUUGCAGAGGGUGGUAGCCUCGCACGCCCAGAACACCGACGAAGCGGCCUCCAUACAAGCACUCAAAGUAUUCAUCGGCAUGGCGAUAGAGAUGUUGAGUCUAUGGAAGGUGCUGUGUGAGCAUCAGUUCCACGUGAUCGCGGCCAGUUUGCCCCCCGAGCAGCAGAGCGCGUUACAUGCCGCCAGCUUCAGGGAACUGCUAGUGGGUGGACAAGAAGUGGCGUGCCUGUUACUGGGCUCGCUGGUUGCCGGUUACCUUCGGGACAACGCCUCAGUGGACGGGAUCUCGCAGAAGCUGCGGCAGUUAUGCCCCACGCUGUACCGACAAGAAGAUGCGACAUGUUCCAAGGCAAACGAAUUGUUAAUAUUUGCAAAACAGCAGAAAAAUUCAGCAGAGCGGAUGGAAAUGUUGCAACAGGCUCUGAAGCUUUGCAAGGAUGUUGCACCAAAUGUCAAUCUUCCUUUGGUGUGUUCGAAGUUAUUGUCUGUUGGAUACUACUCUGGCAUCGUGGAGUUGUGCGUCACAUGCGCAGCUAAGAUGGACCCCCAAGACAGAGCCAUGUACUAUUACAAGAGUGACCAACCGACACAGGACCGAGAGGGACAUUUACUAUAUUAUAAGAGGAUGGAGAUAUAUCGAGAGGUAUGCAACGCUCUGGAACGUUUGUACGAACGCAGCUCUGAAAGCAAUGGAGAUACAGCACCGGCUAAAGUUCAGGAGUCCACUGAUCCGCUACUGACGUUGUCUCCGGCGGACGCCAAUUAUCAGGGACGAAAACUAGUUUCCGAGUGUUUAUCGAGAGAUGAUGAGCUGUUGCAUGUUGCCGUAUACGAGUGGCUCAUAUCCAAAAACUUAGGCUCUGAACUGGUGUCUGUGAGCGGCGUGGCUCCUGCGUCGCUCCGCACGUACCUGACGGCGGCCGCACGCCAGGCCACGGGUCGCACCGCGCUGCUACUGCUGGACUUGCUCUGGAAAGUAUUGGAACGUGCUGGAGAUCACCUGGCGGCCGCUGAAGUUCUCGAAGGACUGGCUACUCGACCUGGGACUGGUGCGAGCCUGGCGCAGCGCAUCUCGUGGGUGUCUGCGGGCGUGGUGUGCGUGCGGGGGGCGGGCGCCGCCGCCGGUGCGGGCGCGGCCGAGUUGGUGCGGCGGCUGGAGGAGGCGGCCGAGGUGGCGCGGGUACAGGCGGCCGUGAGGACCGCAGCCGCCGCGGCCAGCCCGCCGCCGCCGCCGCACCUGCUGCGGCGACUGGACGACCUGCUCGACAUCACGCAGCUUUACGAAGAGUAUGCAGACCGCUACAACCUGUGGGAGUGUAAGCUGGCGAUAGUGCAGUGCUCGGGUCACAACGACCCUCUGCUAGUCGAGAACAUCUGGAGCAACAUUCUGUCGGACGCGGAGGCAGCCGCGUCCAGCCUGCUCACUCCUGACGAGAAGCUGUCUUCUGUACUUAGUAAAGUGACUACACUAGGAAAAGAAUACGUUAAUUCGGGCCAUUGCUUCCCAUUGUACUUCAUCGUCCGCCAGCUGGAGAUAAUGAGUUGCAAGUUACAGGCCGAGAAGAGUUUAGUGUUUAAGACUGUGUUGAAGAUCGGCGUGUCUCUGGAACAAGUUUUAGAUAUAUAUGUCAAGCUGGUGAGCGUGAACGAGCGCGUGUGGCUGGGGUGCGGCGACGAGUCGCACGUGUGUGCGGCGGCGGCGGCGCUACUGCGGCACGCUCGUACGGACGUGGCGCCGCUCCCGCCCGCCGCACGACGCCGGGCCCUCGCACGGUGCAAGGACCUGCACGAGGCUGCGCUGUCCGCGCUGCAGAGUCGACCGAACACUCAGAUCCUCAUUGAUAAGCUAACAGUGGCACAAUCAUACCUAGAUAGAAUGGACUAAGUUUAAGGACUAAGACUAAGAGAUAAUGCAUUCGAAACUCCAUUAAGCUUAAUGAAUUAAUUUAUAUUUAUAAUUAUGCAUUAAUAACUUUGGCAGUGAUAUCUAACAAUAUUACAAAAUUCACAUAAAUUUUUGUUUAAGGAAAAAACAUACGGAAACUGUGUUGUAUUUCUGUUUAUUAAUUAAUUAAUUUAAAACUAUCAUUAUCAGUGUGCUAAAUCGGCAGUGACAUGUUUAAAAAUUACUUUGUUUUUCAUAUAUUAAAAUUAUGUGAGAAUCAAUUCAGUGUAUUAAUAUUAAAAACAGAGAGUUUCUAAUUUUGUAAAUAAAUCAGUUUCACAAAUU